GGAAGCAGCUGGGGAAGCAAACCCCACUUUCCUGCACAGGUCGCAUGUCUUGGCAUUCGAGAUCCCGCUCUUCCACGAGGCUGACAAACGAAAACGCGGAAAACGCUAGAAGAGACGCCACAUCGCGACCCACUUACUGCCGAGGCUGACGAAAUCCAAUUCCACACGAUACAACUUAUCAUUAUCGCCAGUGUCGCAACUUUCGCCUUACAUCACCGUCCAUACCGACCUCGACUUACAACCACGAGCGCCAUUCGAGACCGUCUUCACCGUGUAGCGCAUCUUCCGAGUGACCACUUGAUCCCACGCGACAGCACCACGCGUGCCUACCUCCCCGAUAUUCAAUCCUUCUCAACCGCCGUCGCGAAAACACCAAACCCUCUAGCCCACCAUGUCUCGCCAUCAUCCCGAUCUAGUAAUGUGCCGCAAACAAUCCGGCAUCGCCAUCGGCCGUCUUUGCGACAAGUGCGACGGCAAGUGCCCCGUGUGCGACUCGUACGUGCGGCCGACGACGCUGGUGCGCAUCUGCGACGAGUGCUCGUUCGGCAACUACCAGAACAAGUGCGUGGUGUGCGGCGGCGAGGGCAUCUCGGACGCGUUCUACUGCUUCGAGUGCACCAGACUCGAAAAGGAUAGGGAUGGGUGUCCCAAGAUUAUAAAUCUGGGUAGUUCCAGGACGGAUCUAUUUUACCAAAAGAAAACAAAUCGAACAUUUUAACAAUAGAGAUGCCCGGGUCCGGGCUCGUGUGGGAAGGUUGUUCGGAUUGCUUAAUUUUCUGAUACAAAGGAUGCUCUGAGGAGAGGAAACAAGAAUAUUGGAAGGAACACAAUGUUGAGAAAGGGAUUUGUCACAAGCUCAAGCAGCAUUUGAUUCGGCAUCAUGGGCGUUAAGGAGUUUUGUUUACAUACACAACAUAAGAGGGCAAGCUUACAAUGGAGAAAGACGAAGUUGAGAAGCAAGCACGUACCAUCGAUCAGGCGUCGACUAACAGGACCUUGGUCAUUUCUUCAAAGAUAUUGGU
Messenger RNA from Neurospora tetraspora, 1022 nucleotides. RefSeq names its product pre-mRNA splicing factor ini1. The coding region runs from base 392 to 718 and encodes 108 amino acids. The record is from RefSeq and is a predicted model, not a curated record. Gene Ontology annotation, cellular component: precatalytic spliceosome; catalytic step 2 spliceosome; U2 snRNP. NCBI's taxonomy places the organism in Eukaryota, Fungi, Ascomycota, Sordariomycetes, Sordariales, Sordariaceae. The transcript has 3 exons. Gene Ontology annotation, biological process: mRNA splicing, via spliceosome.